Molecule: messenger RNA, 4992 nt
Organism: Schistosoma bovis
Lineage: Eukaryota; Metazoa; Platyhelminthes; Trematoda; Strigeidida; Schistosomatidae
Source: the annotation of a GenBank genome assembly
UGAUGUUGUUUAACGUGAUGCGGCUUCAGGGUUAUUUAAUCAAGUAUGUUAGUCAGUUAGUAGUUGCAAAGAAGUAUUCAAGUGGCUUGUAUUUUUUGAGUACCUGACAUUAAAACCCAAUAAUUUAUAGUUAUAAGUAUCAAACAGACUUCACGACAUGAAUAAUCCUGAAAUGCCGUAUUUCCCACAAGCAAACUACUCUAGAAAUUCAAUACCAAAUGCCAACUGGAAUGAUUUUUCGCAUGAAAGCCCACUCAAGCAACAGCAUUUGUUAAACAACAAUGAGGGCACCCCAGAAGCUAAUCGGGGAUUAACACAAUCAACAACAGAUCUUUAUCAAUAUCCGGUUUAUCCUAAUACUCUCAAUUGUAUGGAAGGACGUAAUUCAAAUCAAUCCUUUCAGAAUUCUACACCAUCAUCUGGGUUAUUCACUAUUCCUUCAGGAACUCAAAAUCAGCAACUAAAUUGUUCGGUUCCACAGCUUGUAUCAGCAACUCCACCUGAUUAUGGUAUAAAUGGUCUGCCUGUUACUACCAAUAAUACUAAUUCAGCGUACAUACCCACCACCAGGCCUACAUCAGGUUUUCUUCAUCCGCCUCGGCCGUAUGAAACAAAUCCACAUUUGCAGUCUUUUCCAACCACAAAUACUAUUUCCAAUUCAUCCUUUCAUGCAAGUUCUUACUCGGAUUUUAAUGCACCUAAUCAAUACAAUCCGUCGGUUUAUAGUCCCCUACAUUCACCUAUUAUGGAAAAUAAUCAGGUCUAUGCUUCACAAGGUGGUUCUACUUCAGUGUGUGACUACACUGGUUAUUCUCAGCCUCCGAACUUCGAGUGUCGUUCAUCUGUCCCGUUAAAUUCAGGUGGUCACCCCACAUCAGAGUUUACCAACAUGCAGGCAGUUUCUCAAGUUUAUGGUGAGCAACAACAGCAUUCAUCUCUUAAUCCUCAAUUCGAUAAACCUAGUCCCGUGUUGCCCACAAAUCCAAGAACACUUACUCCUGGACAGAAUGUACUACCUUCCACAACAGCUUAUAAUAUGGACCCAUCUGUUAAAUCGCCUAGUCUCUACCCACCCCAUGUCAAGAAUGAGGCGCAUGCGAUUUCGAAUUCUGUCGGAUCGUAUGGAAUGACUCCACCAUUACCUCCAGUUCCCAUGAUGACCAAUAAUACAACACAUCAAAAUCACCCGCAACCACCUCUUCCAAGACCUGGAAAUACGCUACAGUCUGCCACACCUCGACAUACAGCUUAUGAACAAUCCGGUGUUUUUCGAAUACCAGGAACUGCAGCGUCUGUAUCUGACUGGAACAGUUUAAAAACACCAAUCAACCUUCUUCAAGAACGUUGUUUGUUACCAUCAGACGGACCUGAUCUACCACCCAAACCUGCAUUGACUACUCCAAUUAAUUGUGAUCAAGACGUGAUGCGAUGUACGUUAACAAAUGUUCCAUCAACUUCAAAACUUUUGACUCAGUGUCGUUUACCUCUUGGUCUUGUUAUGCAUCCGUUUCGAGAUAUGAGUAGUCUACACACUAUUAGUUCAACUACCAUAGUACGUUGUAGAUCUUGUCGUACUUAUAUCAACCCGUUCGUACAGUUUAUGGAUUCCGGUCGACGCUGGAGGUGUAGUGUUUGCUUUCUGGCUAAUACUAUCCCAGAUGAAUUUUACUAUGACCCUGGAACUCAAACUUAUGGUGACCCUUCUAGAAGACCUGAAAUUCGUUCUGCUACUGUAGAAUUUAUUGCGCCUUCAGAAUAUACAGUUCGUCCUCCUCAACCGGCUACUUACCUUUUCUGUUUUGACGUCAGUCACAACGCGGUUGCUACUGGUUAUUUACAGCUUGCUUGUAAACGUUUAGAAGCGUUGAUUGAUCGGAUCCCAGGUGACUGCAGACGUCAAAUAGCCUUUAUGACCUUUAAUUCUAGUGUUCACUAUUACAAACUUUGCGGGGAAACUAUGAGAAUGUUAAUUUGUCCUGAUUUAGAGGAAAUAUUUCUACCUGAUGAUGAAGGUUUGAUUAAUAGAAUUGAAGAUUCGGCUGAUUCACUACGCGAUUUUCUUCUGCAUUUACCUGAAAAUUUUAUUGGUACAAAUGAUACAGGAAAUUGUCUCGGAUCUGCUUUACAGGCUGCUCUGAAGCUGAUUGGUGCAGUAGGUGGUCGGAUAACCGUAUUCACUACUUGUCUACCAACAGUUGGUUCAGGUGCUCUCAGUUUGCGAGAAGAACCAUGUGAUCGGAGUUCAGUCGACGUGAAGCAUUUGGGCCCAUCAACUGACUUCUAUAAAACAUAUGCUUUGGAUUGUUCACAUAAACAGGUAGGAGUUGAUAUGUUUAUUUUCAAUUCUCAAUAUUGUGACAUUGCCACAAUAUCUGGAGCUAGUCGAUAUUCAAGUGGAACAGUUCAUCAUUAUCCAGACUUUUAUUAUACACCAGAUGAGGAUGAACAUAUAUUACACACUGAUGGUAAAACUCUUAAUGUUACGUCAGAUGAUUUUAAUAAACAACAAAAAAAUGUAUGUGUUGGAGUGGAACAAUUUCGUCGAGAUUUCGACCGGUAUUUAACCAGAAAACUUGGCUUUGAAGCUGUUAUGCGUAUUCGAUGUACUCAAGGUUUAGCUAUUCAGACUUUCCAUGGUUCGUGUUUUGUACGUUCUACGGACUUGAUUGCUUUACCAAAUGUGAGCCCUGAUUCUGGUUAUGCUGUCCAGUUAGAUUUAUCUGAAAGCUUAGAAAAAUGUGCUACAGUCUGUUGCCAAGCUGCUGUAUUAUAUACGUCAUCGAAAGGUGAUCGUCGCAUUCGUGUACAUACUUUGUGCUUACCAGUUGUACACACAGCAACUGAAGUAUUUCAAGGAGCAGAUCAAGGUGCAAUAGCUUGUCUUCUAAGUAAAAUGGCUGUUGAUCGAACGAUAUCUUCUGGUCUUUCAAACGCUAGAGAAGCUUUAGCGAAUGCUGUAGCAGAUGCUUUAUCAGCAUAUGCUACCACUUCUGGUAUUACACUUAAUAGUAACUCAACAGCUUACGGUCUACCUUGUCCACCGAAUCUACGACUACUUCCUUUGUAUAUUUGUGGUAUGCUUCGUUUUAAAGCUUUCAGAGUUGGAGUAACAACACGUUUAGAUGAUAGAUCAGCUGCUCUAGAGCGAAUUAAAACUGCUCCUCCUACUGAUUUAUUAACUUUAAUAUAUCCAAAGUUAUAUGCUGUACAUCGUUUCGUUUCAAAACCUUUGUCUUCUCAUACAACCCUUGCACAAAAAGCUGCUAGUCUUCGUUUAGUUGAUCAUGAUGACGACCAACGUCCUUCUGAUUGUGAUGGAACAUCUUCUUCAAAUGGAAGUGAAAGUAAUUCAGAAGCUGAUCAAUUACCAUGUCAAUUACACUUGUCCGCUCAAUAUAUUACACGAUCUGGUGUAUUUUUAUUGGAUACUGGCGAACUUUUAUUACUAUUAGUUGGCUGUGGUGAAGAUGUUUCUCCAGGAUCAAACAAUGAUUCUGACAUUUUACGUCAACUUCUUGGUAUUUCAUCACCACGUCAACUUCCUGCACAAGGUGGUCCUUUCAUAUUACCACCCAUUAAUUUAUCUAAUGAAAAACAAAAUACAAUUACUAAUGAUAAUACUUCUAUUCCAAUUGGUCGUCGUAGGUUAUCUGCUCUAAUAAACCUGAUUCGAAGACGUCGACCAAUUAAUAAUGCUUUAGUUCUCAUGCGUCAUGAUUCAUCGUCAAAUCUUAGAUCACUUUUCUUAUCUUGUAUGGUUGAAGAUAAAACAGAAUCAGCUCCAUCGUAUCAGGAAUUCCUUCAAAUGAUUCAGAAUUUAGUCAGAACAUAAUUUUUGAAGUGUGUUUAUGUUAUUAUACUUUCUUUUCUUGUGAUAAUAUACCUUCAAGGUUUGAUGAUGAUUAUGUAAAAAGGGAACGAAGUUGUUCAUCUCUUUUUUUUGGUGCCUUUAUAGUUCAAACAGUAGUGAUAAAUUAAUCGGCUUAUGCCUGAAUAUAGUGUAUUUUCUUCUUUUCAGUGUAUCCUUUUUUUAAAGAAAAAAGAGAACAAAUUUUGUAAUCAGAUUGAUCAAUUUUAAAAAUGAUAUUAAUAUCACUAUGAUCCAUCAUUAACAAUUUGAUUGUUUCACAUUUAUUUUUCCCCCUUUUCUCUCUCUCUCUCUCGUUUGUUCUGUGCUUUUUGUUAUUUUAUUUCAAAAAUGUGAAUAAUUAUUAAUAGUUCGAACCAAUUAAUUAUACUAACAGAACGAGAGCAUUAUCUUUAGGAGUAAUUUAUAAUCAAUGAAUUAUUUAUCUGUCUAACUAAUCGAUCAAUUAUUACUAUCCAAAGUUUUCUUUACUAAUAAUAUUUUUUCUAAAAAAAAAUUGGUUGUUUUUUUUCUUCUUUACUACCAGCAUACUUCAUGAAGUUGAAGUGGAUUUUUUGUUUUAACUUCCUAUAGUGUUAUGAUUUAACAUCUUUAUUUUAAUUGUUUCUCUUUGAACUCUAUAAAGAUCCACUUAUUGUAUUAUGGUGUAAUAAUUUAAUACAUGUGUUUUGUGCUAAUGAUUUGAUUCAGUUCUGUUAAACUGUGAAAGCGCACAUAUAUAACUAUUCGUUAUAUACAUGUAUUUAUUCAUGUUGUUUGUUCAUUUCUCCUGUGUAUUAUGCUGAGUGAAUACUUAAAUUUUAAGGAUAAUUUUGUUGAUUGUCAUAGAAUACAAUUAGUUCGUAGAUGAAAACCGGGAAGUUUCUACCAAAAGUCAUUGGUUGUUGUUACGUUUCGUUCUGAUUAAUCGUCCCAGAACCUACUCAUGUGUCAAACAGAAUAGGCUACUAAGGCGUGUAAGCAAAACAUAUGUUGGCCAUCCAACUUGACGAUAGUUCAUAGCUUUAUGAAUUAAAUUGUCACAUUUAUUUGGUAACUGAUGCCAAAUCAAUGUCACUAUUGAAAACCUUCGGAUCCAUGGAUGGAUCCAAUAAAGUUUACUGAUUACAAAACUGAACAGAAGA